This is a messenger RNA of Rhagoletis zephyria (snowberry fruit fly), 699 nucleotides long. The record is from RefSeq and is a predicted model, not a curated record. Lineage: Eukaryota; Metazoa; Arthropoda; Insecta; Diptera; Tephritidae.
CUGCAGGGCCUGGGCAAGUUCGGCUUCUACGAGCUCUUCAAGGUCUUCUACUCAAACUUGAUCGGCGAAGAGAACACCUACCUCUACCGAACGUCGCUUUACCUGGCCGCUUCCGCCUCCGCGGAGUUCUUCGCCGACAUUGCCCUCUGUCCGCUGGAGGCGUGCAAGGUGCGGGCGCAGACGCAGCCGGGCUGCUCGCCGCAGCUGCGCGUCGUCGCGCCGCAGAUCUUCCGCUCCGAGGGCCUGUCCGGCUUCUACAAGGGCCUGGCGCCGCUGUGGAUGCGCCAGAUUCCCUACACGAUGAUGAAGUUCGCCUGCUUCGAGCGCACUGUAGAGCUGCUGUACAAGCAUGUGGUGCCGAAGCCGCGCGCCGAGUGCGGCAAGGGCGAACAGCUGACGGUGACCUUCGCCGCCGGGUACAUCGCCGGCGUCUUCUGCGCCAUCGUCUCGCACCCGGCGGACACGGUGGUGUCGAAGCUGAACCAGGACAAGGGCAGCACCGCCGGACAGGUGCUCAAGAAGCUGGGUCCCAUGGGCGUUUGGAAGGGUCUCACCCCUCGUAUCAUCAUGAUCGGCACGCUGACCGCCCUGCAGUGGUUCAUCUACGACGCCGUGAAGGUGUGGCUGCAUCUGCCUCGCCCACCGCCGCCGGAGAUGCCCGAGUCGCUGAAGAAGAAGCUAGCAGCAAAGCAGCAGUAA